This is a messenger RNA of Physcomitrium patens, 1122 nucleotides long. RefSeq lists its product as uncharacterized. Gene Ontology annotation, molecular function: iron ion binding. Lineage: Eukaryota; Viridiplantae; Streptophyta; Bryopsida; Funariales; Funariaceae. The record is from RefSeq and is a predicted model, not a curated record.
GGGUCAAGCGAUUAUGAGGUGGAACCCCGCACUUUAACUCGCGUCCGUCGCGGACUUCACCCUGCCCCGUCAUCGUCGUCAGCCCAGAGCCCGUGCCCACCACCUGUCUUCGAUCCUCAUCUCGUCAUCCUCUUCACACGCCCUUGCAUAAUUCCUGGGCUAGCAAAUUGGUGACACAAUCGCAAUCCCGCUACGUGAGUUGCUGCUGCUGCUGCUGUAGAGUGCGUCGUUUGCGGAUUUGCCUUGCGCUUGUUGAAGGAAGUGGGUGAUUGGACGCAAUGGCAGCUGCUGGGUUGGCGGUGCAAGAUGUGGUUGGAAUCUUGGCGAAGCAUGGACAGAAGAUGGGUGCAUUGGGCGACGUGAGGGGUCUCUGCGCACCCAUCGACCGGAUGGCGCUCAAGAGCUCCUUCAACAAUGGAGGCAGGGCGUUCUCGGCUGCCGUGAUCAUACCUGAGGGCCUUGGGUCUGCGCCUCCGAGGAUUACCAUGCGCGCUGCAGCUAAGACUGCCUACAUCUGCCAGGACUGCGGGUACAUUUACAAUGAUAAGCAGCCAUUUACAUCGCUACCUACCGACUAUUCUUGCCCCGUCUGUCUUGCACCGAAGAGAAGGUUCAAGGUCUACGAUGCACCAGUGGCUAGGAACGCCAACGACUUGGCUGUUCGGAAGGCCCGCAAGGAGGAAUUGAAGAAGACAAAUGCAGCAUUCGGACAAGCGCUUCCCAUUGGUAUCGCUGUUGGUAUCCUUGGGAUUGUAGGAACAUUUCUGUACUUGAACAGCACCUUGUAGUGAUUGAAACCUCUAUCCUCUCUUUAGUUCAUUCGUCCUAGUUGCUUAGUUCCGUCGCCCUAAAACCUCAACUUUAAGUAUUCACAUCAAAGUGUAAAUUCUUUCAUGGAAUAGACCAAAUCAAUCCUUCUAUACAUGUAUUGAGACAGUUUGAUUGGACCUGCACCGUCAAUAAGUUGGCUUCACUUUUUUGUCAAAUAAAGCUCGACAUGUUCUCGAUGGUUUAUGAAACUUGGAACUUGUUGAUGCCAUAGGUUCUGUUUACUGUGGCCUCAUGAAGUUCUUGUUGCGCUUCUCCAUCGAUGGCCUUGUUGUAAAUCAGACAAUUUAUCCA